AUGACAAUUGUAAAGGAAAUGUGAAAGAGAUUUUGCAAAAUUUCAUAGAAAUUUCAUUUCAUUUGUUACCAGUUUAACGGCAAUAAAGCUGCUUUGGUUUUGAAUUAAAUUUUUCAAAAUUUAUGCCAAUCAUCGUAACUGGUUUGAAAUUGACAAAAUUUGUAACAGGGAUUUAAAGCAGCAGUUAUUAAUAACUUAUUUGCGCACUGCCGCAACGUCCACUAAAUCAACAACAUUCUGUCAGAAGAAGAGCAGCAGCCAAAUGAUGGCUGCUGAUAUAAAAUUUAAUAGUGCUCUAACACCAUGUGAUCCUUAUUACAAGCCAGUCCUUAUCAUUGGGCAAUUGCGUCAUUUAAAUUUGUUGAAAUUCUCAAAUGUAUCAAGCAAAUUGGAGGCACGUGUUGACGAGACCACAUUUAAGAAUGCCAUCGCUUGCUUGCAUCCUUCACCAACGGAUAAAUGUUCGCUGUAUUUGGAUUGUGCCACCGUAGCGGCUGUACCACUUAAAAGUUCGCGUCACAAUACACCAUCGCGUGCUCAUGCCAUUACACGUCUUGUGCGAACGCACAUCAUGCAUGCCAAUGAAGAGAAUGUUGUUAUUGUUUGUGAUCGUAGUGAUCUUUUUGCUAGCGCUUGUGCUGUAGCACGAGCUUUUCCAUUGUACUCUCGAAAAACUUGCAGUGGUGCUCAGGGUAAAGUUGAAUCUUAUUCGCAAGACGAGGUCAUGGAAAAGGAAGAUGAUGGUAAUGCGAAUGUUAAUCCCGUAAUUAAUGUUGAAUUCAUUGUAAUCGAAACGGAUGGUCAAGUUUGUGAGGAAGAGCUGCAGUCAACGGAUAUUGCUUGUAUUGAAGAGGCUGCACGCGGUAUACGUUUAGCGGCGCGUAUCGUUGAUAUGCCUUGUAAUGAAAUGAACGUUAGCCAUUUUGUAAAGGAAGCUGAACUCAUCGCAAAAGAGUUGUGCAUUAACCACACCAUCAUACGUGGUGAGGAAUUGCGUGAACGUGGAUUUGGUGGAAUUUAUGGUGUUGGUAAAGCGGCGGCUGUGCCACCGGCAUUGGUGGUCCUGUCCUAUGAGCCAAAAGGAGCACAGGACACCAUUGCUUUUGUAGGCAAGGGUAUCGUUUAUGAUACUGGCGGUUUAAGUAUUAAAGGCAAGACUGCAAUGCCUGGCAUGAAACGGGACUGUGGCGGUGCUGCUGCCAUUUUAGGUGCCUUUUAUGCAGCUGUCAAAUGUGGUUUCACAGAAAAUCUACAUGCCGUAUUUUGUAUGGCCGAGAAUGCUGUGGGACCGAACGCUACACGUCCAGAUGAUGUGCACACCCUGUACUCCGGGCGUACUGUUGAAAUUAAUAACACUGAUGCUGAGGGUCGUCUCGUACUGUCUGACGGUGUUAGUUUUGCUCGUAAAGAUUUGAAAGCGAAUAUAAUUUUGGAUAUGGCUACUUUGACCGGUGCACAGGGCAUAGCCACGGGCAAACUUCACGGAGCAAUACUCACCAAUUCGGAAGAGUGGGAAACAAAAGCACUCGAAGCUGGACGCAAAUCUGGUGAUUUAUUGGCGCCAAUAAUUUACUUGCCGGAAUUGCAUUUUGCUGAAUUUGCGUCAGCCAUAGCGGACAUGAAGAACUCUGUUGCGGAUCGCAACAACGCUCAACCAUCCUGUGCUGGUCUUUUUGUUGGUGCCCAUUUGGGCUUCGAUUAUCCUGGCGUCUGGAUGCAUGUUGAUAUGGCCACUCCAGUUGCAUCGGGUGAACGCGCCACUGGUUACGGUGUGGCAUUGCUGCUAACGCUCUUCGGUAACUAUACAAAAUGCAGUAUGUUGCAAUCGAUUGCACCAAACGAAGCGGAACCGCCAACGAAGCGUGUUUGUCGUGAUUAUACAACCAAAAUAAAGCAAUCCUUACAAUAAACACCAAAACUCCACAACAAUCAAUUUUGUAGUGUAACAACAAACAAGUCAAACCAAGUGUAGUAGAGUAUAAAAAUGAAAAGGGAGUGCGAUAUAAUUUUUUGAAAUUCAAUACAGUAAAAAAAAAAUAAAAUAAAA
Messenger RNA from Ceratitis capitata (Mediterranean fruit fly), 2047 nucleotides. It is a transcript of the gene grsm, whose product is annotated as probable aminopeptidase NPEPL1. Gene Ontology annotation, molecular function: metalloaminopeptidase activity; manganese ion binding. The transcript has 6 exons. Lineage: Eukaryota; Metazoa; Arthropoda; Insecta; Diptera; Tephritidae. Gene Ontology annotation, cellular component: cytoplasm. The record is from RefSeq and is a predicted model, not a curated record. Gene Ontology annotation, biological process: proteolysis. Bases 263 to 1909 code for a protein of 548 amino acids.